UUGAUACUGGUUUUAAACGUAUUCGUAUCGGGACUUUGCAGUCAUGAAUUUCAUGUUGUCUGUCGCAGUACUUCUGUGCCUGUCUUUUAAGGCAAUACAUGGUGUUGUUAUAAACAUCAAAGAGGAAUCAAAGAGUACGGAUAGCAGCGAAGAGUCUACUGAAGAUGUUGAAAGAGAUGUUCUGAAAAAACUAACGUCGAUGGAUAAAAAGAUAAAUAGAAUAUUGGAAACGAUUAACGGCGAUGGCGACUCAAACAUCUAUCAAGGAUGUCCGAAUGGAUGGGUGUCCUAUAAUACUUCUUGUUACCUGUUUGGCUCUGACAAGCUUAACUUCGCUGCAGCACAGGCAUAUUGUCAGCUACGUGGAUCUAAUUUGGUCAGUCUGGAAACUACAGACGAAAUUACCUUCUUGAAAAUAUUCAUGAAGUCUAUCGAAGGAGAACAAAAAGGCGUGUCUUUCUGGCUUGGACUGACGGAGAAUGUGACUGACAGCAGUUGGGUUUGGCAAGCAGAGGGUACAAAAGCUACUGUUUUCGACUGGGGCCCUUCAGAACCAGACGAAGGAAGCAGUGAGGGCUGUGUCUGGUUUGAACAAAUAAAAGGUUAUCAGUGGUCAGACGUUACUUGCGGUCGAACAACGAGGCCAGUGUGUGAGAAAACGAAGAACAUCAUCGAAUGGGAAUAGAGUGUCCAAUGUCUUAGAGACUAACAAUCAGAACAAAACAUAUAUCUUACUAUAAGUAGCAGGUUAAUAUGUUACUGUGUGCAUUUGCGCCAUUACACUUCAUUCGUCGCAAGAAAGGAUAAUCCGCGAUAACACUUUGAUCUUAAUAACAUACAAAGUUAAAAUACAGUUUAUCUAUGAAUAUUUUGUCAGAGCAAUAACCAACACACUUGUUCAGCAUUUAAACCAUACCAUAGCACUCACACUGAGUUAGUUCUUUUAUCAUUUCAUAAUCAAUUAUAUACUCUACUUACAAAAUAAAGAAUACUACUUGUU
This is a messenger RNA of Mercenaria mercenaria, 1000 nucleotides long. RefSeq names its product perlucin-like protein. The transcript is spliced from 5 exons. The record is from RefSeq and is a predicted model, not a curated record. NCBI's taxonomy places the organism in Eukaryota, Metazoa, Mollusca, Bivalvia, Venerida, Veneridae. The coding region runs from base 44 to 685 and encodes 213 amino acids.